GGGCUGCAUACAUAUAGUUUGAUUUCACAUCUUCAAUGUAAAGUUUAUUGAUUUCAGGCUGGCAUCUAAACCAUCCUCUGCUAUUGACACAAUGUAAGAGAUGUUCCAUUUGGCACUUAGAAUUAAAAAAAAGAAAAUUUUUUAGAAAACUGAAAAGAUUAGUAAGUGAGCAUCUAUUUUAGGUUCAGCUCUGACUUAAAGGGAAGAAUUACUUGCAAAUGGAAAAGUAGAAGGGAAUUUUCUUUGGAAGUGACUAUAAAAUUCACUAUGAGAAGCUUAGGGGAAAAAUCUUUCAGCAAUUGCAGACCUCUUUAUUGCAGUCCUUGGCCUCUGAAAUAAGGCUAUCCAGGCUAUUAAGUCUGUUAAAGUGCAUGUCCCAUCGUUUCUUAAUGUUGAGAUAGUAUUUUAGUUCAUAAACAAAAAUAAAUGUUAAUGAGGUAUUAUGUAACAGAUAUUUUUUAGUAGCCUGGUAAUCAAAGAUUUGUGAGCAAAAAUAAUGUUACAUGAUUAGGGGAUGUAUGUAAAGAAAUAGCAUAAGAAUGUAACGAUAAGAAUGAAAUAAAUAAUAAAUGUUUAAUUAUUAAGCACUAGGAAAAUAAUCAAUUAAAGGGUUCAACAAGUCUUAAGAAAAGUCAUGAAGUCCAUUACCUUGGUCUGUUAUUUGAUAAGAAAUUAGAACAAAUAACAGAUUUCUGAAGAUAUAUAUUGUGGCCAGCUGCUCCACAAAGUUAAUUCUAGACAGGAAGUAAGAGUGGAAUGAAAGCAUAGGAAGAAUAAUCUUAAUAUAGAUGUGCUAAGGUGCUAAAUCUUAAUAAAAUUCAUCAUAGUAUGAUGGAGGAAUUAAGCACUCCUGUUUUUAUUUAUUUAUUUAAUGUCCCAGAGGGUGAAAAUAGCCAGUAAAGUGACAGAGAUCAUCUGUGUCUUUGUUACUCUGUUCUUUUAUUAUGGUGUAAGAAAUGAUUCUUCUAUAUGAUUGACUCAAAGUUUGCUGAGGAACAAGUCCAGGCAAGUCCUGGGCAAAGGUAGAGAAAUCUUCUGUCUGGAGGACACUGAUGGAUAGGUCCUGGCUAAGGGUUGUGAAAUCCUUUAAGGAGCACAGAUGGACAAGGCCAGGGGCAACAAGAGAGGGAUAAACUGCUGAUAAUGGCCGGGAAAUGGUCUUUUGUGUGGACUUCUCUCGAGGAAGAUGGCCAUCUCAAGAGGUACGCACAUGACUCUUGCUCAAGCACCCAGGAAUGUCACGUAGGCAGGAAAAAAAGGAGGAUAAAAGAGGGUCCAACAACCAUGAGGAGAGGGUUUCUGCCAUCAGAUCCCUCACCACAGACCGUAUGCUGAUGGGCUUCCCUGGGCCUGCUACCUGAGACCUGCUGCUUCCUCCCAGACUUACUCUGUGGCUUCUUCCUGGACCGUCCCAGUACCUGCACCCUCUCGUUGCUCAAGACUGGCCUUGCUGCUCCUGCCCUUCGGCUUCGGACCAUCGGAAUGUCGUGCAACGGGACUGCUGCCGGAUCCUGGUGGUGACUAUCCCCGCUUUACGCAAUUCUUGCUUCUUUCUGUCUUUUCUAUCACUCGCCUUCCCUUUCCCAUCACCCCAAUCUGUAAUAGUGUCCAUCCUCCCCUUUCUUUAUCUCCCUUAUUAACGUUUGUAAUAAACUGGUCAGACCAACAUUUGAACCGUUGUUUCUUAAUCUCACGCCGGGCAUACGUAUUUCAAAGAACCUCUUCUCCCUCCUAUAAAUUGGAGCGAGACAUAUGGGAGUUACUGAACCUGUUAGUUUCAAUUCCAAAUUAAGAUUCAGGAAUAGGUAUUUUAACAACUAAUUUGUAUCUAAAAGUACUCAGAACAGAAACUGUAAAACAACCGAUAUGGUUUGACGUGACAUAUUGGUGAGGAAUCUCAAUCUUCAUUUUAUAGGAAGGAUGACAAACUUAGUAAGGGAAAAACUUCUAGGUACAAUACUGCUUGCUUUCAAUUUUAUUUAUUUAUUUAUUUUACUCUCAUAAGCAAACUGGGGAAGCAUUAGGUGGUGAUAUUAUCAGCAUCAAGUUGGAAAAUUACCUUUACAGGAUAAUUAUCUAUCCUAUCAAGAUGAAAAGGCAUUAAUGAGAUGGAUGAUUGAAGAGAACACAUACUUACAAAAGUAACUUAUGUUACAAAGUUGAAGAGGGAUUGAAAGUUUUUCAUUUUGUUUUUUUUCUUCUUUGAACAUAAGGUCUAAAUCCAAAAUACUCUUGGUGAAUUAGAGAGAAUCUCUGAAGUCAGUGAGAUGAAAUGCAAUGCGGGCGAGUUUGAAGCACUGCAUAUAAAAGGAAAAACUCAGUUACAUGAAUAUAAAUCCGGAGAUAAUUACUCAGUAAAAUGACAGAAAAGGAUCUGAAGAUACUGUAGACCUCAAUUUACAUAUGAGCUAAGCUGCUGAGGGGAAAAAAAAAAAAAAAAUUGGAGGAUAAUACCAGACAUGUUGUAGGAAAUAGAAUAUUGUCUAGUUUGGCAAGUCUGCUAUAUGUAGUUGGUCUUCUCACUUUUUCCUCUUGAGAAAAUGCAGGCAAACUGGAAUUUAUUCUCCAUUGUUGUUAUGUUUUGUUCUGUGUAAUGAAAACCAUCUUUAUUUUUAAUAAGAACAAUUUAUAUUGAAUUUGAGGGGAAAAAAAAAUCACCCUAGUAAUCAUAAUAUAAAUUACUAGAACAGGCAGAAGUUCUAGAUUGUGCUUUCUCUGUAGUUAAGCAUCUGCCUAGGUAUUCCUGAGUCCCCAUCCAUGCAAAGUUAGAAUUAGGCAGUUCUUUCUGAUCCCAUCCAUACUCUUCACGAGUACAGUGAUCAGACUUCAUGUUUUGGUUGGGCAUAAGAGAUUAUGUAAAAUAAUUAAAUCUUAAACUCAUUGAGGUGACCAGGGUGCUACUUCUUUUAUGCUAGAUACUGUUUUAAGUUGGAGCAGAAAGGAACAAAGUUGAGUUUUGACUUAAGUAUAUUUUUAUUUGGCUUCCAUGGAAGUGCUUUAUUAAAUCGUACUUAAAAAAUACUAUGACACCUAUGCAUAUAAUGUGUCUGUCUUUUAAUUCUUAUGCUAGAAAAAUGGGGAAUGAGAUUCCACUAGCAAUGAGACAGUAGGUACCCUUUGAUUACUCAUCCAUAGUGGAAUAGCCCUGAGGAGAAAAAAAUGGCAUUCUAGAGAUUACUUGGAUUUGUGUGUUUCUGCAGGCAAAGUUUACAGACCUGUAAAUUUAAAUGUAGAAUUUUUGUAGGCAUAAUACAUUGACAAAUAUGCCUGCUGGUAAUACAUCUCAUACUGAUAGUCCCAGAACAAGUCAAUAAUAAUGCUUGUAUUGAUAGCAGCAAUGCAGGGGAUGUUACUUGGUAUUAUAGCUAAAAUCCAUGUUAUCUCUUUAAUCAUAAUUACAUUAAUAUUGGCAGGCUGUUGACAAUACUCACAUUACUAUUGAUAGAUUUCUGUCAAUAACAUGUUACCAAAUAAAAUAUAUUCAUUCGUAAUUUGCACAAUGCUCGAUAACAGCAUUAACGUAUACCAGAAAAAAAUCCUGUUUCCUUGGUGAUGUACAAUUUUUUUGCAGUUGUUGUAGAGUGUUGUGCUGUACAAGUAGGAUUGUUGACAGACAAAACAUAGGUUAGUUAAGACAGGAAAGCUCAUAUUACUUUUUUUUCAGAGGGGUCAGUGGGGGUUCAAACUCUUAGUUCUAUUAAGCAAUACCUGUGAUGGUGUAAAAUCAAGAGAGAAAAUUUAAAGUAGUAAUCUUUAGUGUUUUGUCUUAAGAAUUAAACAACAAAUUAAUCACUCACAGGCCUGGUUUUUUUGUUUGUUUGUUUGUUUAUCUUCACCUAAUUUUUGGUUGUUCAAUUCUGAUCAUAUUAGUUAUGAUGGCAUUUAGAUGGCAUUGUGAACUGAGCAUUGAUAUUUGUCUCUAGUUAUUGAAUCUGCAAUUCUGAGUUUUUAAGUUGCAAAUAAUUUAAAAAUAGAGUAAAUAAUAAAAACAGUAAAUCCUGACAAACAGGAUUGCACAGGAGGAAAAUAGCAUCCUUUUGAUCAUCUGUUAAGCUCAGCACAGUAUAGAGUUUAAAUAAAAUGAACUGGUACUUAGAGUCUGUGUUUCUGGUAUUAUGUUUUAGGGGAGAGAACAGAUUUCUCAUUUAUUCAUAUGUACCAGAAUUUGUGAACUCAAUACGAAAUGAAAAAUCUAACAUUUUUGAGAGGAUUUCAUUUAGAUGAAGUAAAAAAAUGAAACAUUUUUUAGUUAUUUUAUAAUUGUUAUCACUUAAAGAAGUGGAUAUUUCUUUAUAUAUUAUAUCUAUUUAAUAGAUAUAGAUACCAAAUAGAAUGAAAAUUCCCUAGAGAACAGGGAUAAAGACAGAAUUCAUGCAUCUUCUCUGAAUAAGUAGUUGCUGCUAUCCAGAUCAAUAGGGCUUUUGAAAAUAUUUUUCAUAGGAUAAUAUGCAAUUUGAAUUUUCCCUUUAAAUGUUUGUGUUUUUGAAGUAAAUAGGUACUGUGUCUCAGGUGGAAAAUCUUCUGUAUAGGUGCAGUAAAAUCUUAAAUCAGUUCUGAAGCAAGUCUGCAGCACAGUACUUCAGCAUGUAUGUAACAAAAGUAUUUUUUGAGAAGAAAUGGCAUCCAGCAUUGGAAAUGAAAAGAGUGUGAAUCCUGUGCUCAGAAUAAGUCAACUUGAUGCUCUUGAACUAAACAAAGCCCUGGAACAACUAGUGUGGUCCCAGUUUACCAGCUGUUUUCAUGGAUUUAAACCAGGGGUGUUGGCUCAUAUUGAACCAGAAGUUAAAGCUUUUCUGUGGCUUUUACUGUGGAGAUUCACCAUCUAUUCUAAGAAUGCAACUGUGGGACAGGCUAUUUUAAAUAUACAGUACAAGAAUAACUUAUCUCAGACAGAGAAAUACCAACCUCUGAGCAAACACCAGAAGUUAUGGUAUCUUAUUUUCACUGUUGGCGGAAGAUGGUUGGAGGAAAGAUGUUACGAUUUAUUUAGCAAUCGCCAACUGCAAUCUGUCAGCAAAAUCAAGCAUUAUAUUAACUUUGGAGCUGGACUUCUUAAACUUUGUGGACUUGUAAAUUUUCUGAUUUUUCUUCAGAAAGGAACAUUUGCAACACUUACUGAACGCAUUCUAGGAAUUAGGUCAGUUUUUUGCAAGCCACAAAGUGUUCGUCAAGUGGGAUUUGAAUACAUGAACAGGGAGCUGUUGUGGCAUGGCUUUGCUGAAUUUCUGAUCUACUUGCUACCACUUAUUAAUGUACAGAAACUGAAACUCAAAAUUUGUUCUUGGUGUUUCCCUAUUGCCAAUCUUCCUAAUAGUGAUAAAACAUUAGCAACCCACUACAAGGUAUGUUCGCUGUGUGGGGAAUGGCCUACCAUGCCACAUACCAUAGGCUGUUCACAUGUUUUUUGUUACUAUUGUAUUAAAAGCAACUAUUUAUUUGAUAUGUAUUUUACCUGUCCUAAGUGUGGCUCAGAGGUACACAGUCUUCAGCCACUGAAAUAUAAAAUUGAAAUGACAGAAUUACAUGUUUAGUAAGGAGGUUGUUCUGUUCUUGUACUGUACAUGAAAUAUAUUAAAGAUGAAUAGAAAAAAUCAGAAAUUACUGUAAACAGCUUGAAAGACAGCUUUGGAAAUUUUUAAAGUCUUUUCUGGUGUUAUUUUUUUACUGAGUAGCAGUGCCAACUUGCAUCUCUGAAGAAGAAAAGGAAGGAGUUCACAAGUUCUACUCUCUCAGACUACUUGAUCCCAGUUUGGUACCCCUGUGUUGUCAGUACUCUUCUUAGAUCCAUGGCCAGGCAAUCUACCACUUCCUAAGUUCAUGCUGUAUUCUUCUUUCAAGGGUAAAUGAGAAGAUACUCAAUCCACUUUGUGGAUUUUCUCAACCUCGUUGUAAAAGCUUCUGCUAUUGCCAACGUAGCUAUAUGGAUUUUGUGCAGAGGUCAUCCUAGUCAAGCCUAAACAAUAGUUUUAUAUCUGAAUAUUUAAAAUUUCAAUUCCUGGUGUAAUGCACCACUGAAAAAGAGCAAGGUAUAAGAUGAAGUUUUACAUCAGAUGAUUAUUAAUAGCAUUCAUCGCAUUCAGUCACCACAACAAGGCAUAUUCUUUUUCUAACUUGUAAUUGCUUUCUUAUAAAUAGAUCAUUACCUUCAAGUGAUCCAUUUGUCAACAGACAAAACAUUAACUUGUGCCCACAGGAGAUACAGCCAUCUCCUGACCAAAGUGCUCCUUCUAGAUCUCCAUGAGAUAACCCAUUUUCUCACCUAUAUGUAUGCCUUUGAUCUUCAGUGAUGCAUGUAUGACCACACCCUGCUUCUUUCCUGUCAAGCUGAGACCCAGUCCAUCAUCUAUUGGAACGUGGAAGCUUCCUGUGGUAACCCACAUUAUUCUUAAUCAGACACUGUGGGGUGGAAAAAAAAAAAAAAAACCACAAAUAAAAACGCUGUUUAAUUACAAGAUGCUGUCUUUGGGAUUUGCAGUUCUUUCUUUGGUGUGGUCAGGCUAGGUGCCAAUCCUCACUAACAGCUAUGUAGCGCACAGAAAAUAAAUCAAGCCCAGAUGCAUGUGUGUAAACAUACCAAAAAGAUAGGUAACUUUUUCUGUUUUGGAGUUACUAUUUGUUGUUUUCGGUGUUGGAUUCAUGAUGUUUUUAUUUCCUUUUUAGGGCUUCAUCCAUUUAGUCACUUUAUGUUUGUUUGUUUUUUUAAAUUUGCAGUCCUGUCUUAACAGAAAUCUUUACCCAGAAGUACGUCAUUAACACAAAAAAACACAUUUUGUCCUGCUUUGGCUCUUAGAAUUUGUAACUGAAGAAGAAAAAUGUUAUUAAUAAAAAUGCUGGAAAACUCUUCAUAUGUUUUGAUUUGAUAGAGAAUUAACAAUUAUUCUGUGUUUUUGAAGGCAUUUAGAUUAAAGGAGUUGCAGAAUGCUGAUUCCCAGUUUCUGCUAACCACCAGUCUGUACUCCGUAUGCUGUAAAAGGGAUCUUGUCUUAAGUAGUGUUAUGGAAGACUUGAAAGCAGGAGUUCCAGUGUUCUGCAAAAGAAAUUAUGGAGUUAGUAUCUGAUUUCUGUAUUGCCUGGAAAUUAUCUAUGUAUUUUUCAAUAAAUGUAAGCUGUUAUGGAGGAGGGUGAUCUGGACAAAAUGGUGAAAAUAAGAUGUUAAGAAAGAUGGAGCAAAUACAAUCCAAACUGAGGGAUAUCCUUAUUUGAGACUGUAAUUACUAUUGAUGUCUGGGAUACGUCAUUCUUACAAAAACCAAGUUAGCAAAUAAAAGACGUUUCUUAAAA
Messenger RNA from Gallus gallus (chicken), 7281 nucleotides. RefSeq names its product peroxisomal biogenesis factor 2 (gene PEX2). The transcript has 2 exons. Gene Ontology annotation, molecular function: zinc ion binding. NCBI's taxonomy places the organism in Eukaryota, Metazoa, Chordata, Aves, Galliformes, Phasianidae. Gene Ontology annotation, biological process: protein import into peroxisome matrix. The record is from RefSeq and is a predicted model, not a curated record. Gene Ontology annotation, cellular component: peroxisomal membrane. Bases 4617 to 5531 code for a protein of 304 amino acids.